AUGAAAAACAGCGGGCUUCGUCACGUGGCUGCGCUUCGCCACCAGUCGCAGGCGGGUUCUUCUCUCUAUUUGAACCCCCAUAAAUGGCAAGGCUUGCCCGCCGACCGGGUGUUCGAAUUGCACGAAAUGCGCAAGACGGCCUUGGGCGAGAAGUACGCGCCCAAUGACGCCGAACGACAGGCGAUUUUGGCCACGUACGCGGAGUUGAAGGUGGCGUCGCCAGCGUUGGCGUACAGCUACGAAAUCGACAAUUUUGCCGAGAGAGUCAUGAACAACACGCCUGUGGCGCUCAGGGGCCUUCCCAAGAAGUACUCGAAUGUGCCCGUUUUGGACAAGGGCGCCACUCCGCACGAGAAGAGAAGGCUCGAGCAGCUCCACCGCAUCAGCGCGUACGAAAUGCCGCUUUUGGCCAAGUACCGCCAGCCGUACACGCCGCAGCCGGCCGCCCAAACACCGCUCAAGCUCAAGUUCACCACGGACUUCUCGGACGAGUCGACGGCAGUCAACAGAUCCGUGGCACUCUCCGUCAAACUCCAGCAUUUGGGUCUCACGGACCGCCAAGCCACGAAGUUCAAGCUCUUGGCCGGCGACAAAUUCGACCACCGCUCAAACACGUUCCGGCUUUCUACGGACCGGUACCCCGAGUCCACGCAGAACGCGCGGUGGUUGGUGGAGACCUUCAACCGGUUGCUCCGCGAAUCGAAGGACCUCACCAAGAAUACGUUCGACGAGGUUCCGCUCAACAAUGUGCGCCAAAGCGCCCGCCGCAAGGCCGCGGUUUUCCCUGAGCUGUGGAAGAGGCCUCAGGACGCGCCGGUGCAAAAACACCGGAUUGUGAAGGAGUGUGUUGAUGCCGUGAAGCAGCGCAUGGAUGCCGAGUACGUGAAGAGCUUGUCGCCGUAG
This is a messenger RNA of Metschnikowia bicuspidata var. bicuspidata NRRL YB-4993, 903 nucleotides long. Its product is annotated as mitochondrial 37S ribosomal protein mS35. Gene Ontology annotation, biological process: mitochondrial translation. Gene Ontology annotation, cellular component: mitochondrial small ribosomal subunit. NCBI's taxonomy places the organism in Eukaryota, Fungi, Ascomycota, Pichiomycetes, Serinales, Metschnikowiaceae. Gene Ontology annotation, molecular function: structural constituent of ribosome. The transcript has a single exon. The record is from RefSeq and is a predicted model, not a curated record. Bases 1 to 903 code for a protein of 300 amino acids.